Spodoptera littoralis (African cotton leafworm) is the source of this 408-nucleotide messenger RNA. NCBI's taxonomy places the organism in Eukaryota, Metazoa, Arthropoda, Insecta, Lepidoptera, Noctuidae. The record is from the annotation of a GenBank genome assembly.
AUGGGUCGAAUGUCGGGUAUAAAAUGGGAAAAAGCUACACAAUGUCGACCUGUUCACAACAUCAUUUCUUCAGAUUUUCCCAAGUAUAACCCCCAACCAUGGAAGUUUAUGGAAGGUCACCCACGUAUAGAAUGGUUGCUCUCAUACGAGUAUCAGAGAAUGUGGAUAGAUGAAAUUGAAGCUUGGAAGAAGCGAAUGUAUCCUGAAAAUACCACAGUAAAUGUAGACGUUGUGAAACGUUAUGUUCUUACUUUUAAAACUAAUCAUCAACCUGCAAAACCAGAAAAGAAGAAACCAUUUAAAAUGAAAAAGUUUGAAGGUAUUAAAGGUAAACUUGAUUCUAAACGUCCACCAAACGAUAAAGCGACGAAAGGAAGUAUAUCUCAAGAAAAUAGUAAAAGCGAAUAA